Molecule: messenger RNA, 635 nt
Organism: Acipenser ruthenus (sterlet)
Lineage: Eukaryota; Metazoa; Chordata; Actinopteri; Acipenseriformes; Acipenseridae
Product: transcription and mRNA export factor ENY2-like
Exons: 5
Coding region: 155-445 (96 amino acids)
Biological process (GO): positive regulation of DNA-templated transcription; poly(A)+ mRNA export from nucleus; regulation of transcription by RNA polymerase II
Cellular component (GO): SAGA complex; nuclear pore; DUBm complex
Molecular function (GO): chromatin binding; transcription coactivator activity
Source: RefSeq, a predicted model, not a curated record
GGAACUUAUUUCUCCACCCCUUGUUGCAUAAGGAACCUACGAGGUGGUAAAUGGCAUGUUGUUGCGGUUGUUGUUUCCCUGGGAGCUGAGUAAAGAACAAACUGAGUUCAAAAUUAAUCGAAUCCCAAGAAAAUAGCUGAAUAAAGAUUGCAAAAUGAGUAAAGAUGCACAGAUGAGAGCAACAAUAAACCAGAAGCUAAUUGAAAUGGGAGAAAGAGAACGCCUAAAAGAGUUGCUUAGAGCCAAACUUAUUGAAUGUGGAUGGAAGGACCAGUUGAAAGCACACUGUAAAGAUGUGAUCCGGGAAAAGGGAUUGGAACAUGUGACAGUUGAAGAUCUGGUUGCAGAAAUUACUCCAAAAGGCAGAGCUCUUGUUCCAGACAGUGUGAAAAAAGAACUACUGCAGAGAAUAAAGGUCUUUUUAGCCCAGCAUGCCACCCUAUGAAUGUGGCAGUAAUAAGCUUUGGUGCCAUUGUCUUUUGUUUUGAGCUGCAGUGCUCAAUCUGAAGCUUUAGAAGGAUACUCAUUUUGUUGUACUGCAACUUUGACAGUUUUUGAUAUUGCCAAUUUUUUGGGGGGAUUAACUAAUAGUACAGUAACAUUUUAAUAAUAAAAAAAGAAAUAUCUUGUGUGAA